This is a messenger RNA of Dissoconium aciculare CBS 342.82, 639 nucleotides long. RefSeq lists its product as uncharacterized. The transcript is spliced from 2 exons. NCBI's taxonomy places the organism in Eukaryota, Fungi, Ascomycota, Dothideomycetes, Mycosphaerellales, Dissoconiaceae. The record is from RefSeq and is a predicted model, not a curated record. The coding region runs from base 1 to 639 and encodes 212 amino acids. Gene Ontology annotation, cellular component: multivesicular body. Gene Ontology annotation, biological process: late endosome to vacuole transport via multivesicular body sorting pathway; vesicle budding from membrane.
AUGAACAGAUUAUUCGGCGCAAAGAACACGGCUCCUAAGCCAACUCUGAACGGCGCGAUAUCUAAUGUCGAAACUCGUAUGGAGACGAUCGAUGUCAAGAUCUUCAAACUCACCUCCGAGCUGCAAACUUAUCAGCAACGGUUGAGCAAUAUGCGCGAUGGACCGGGGAAGAAUGCGAUCAAACAAAAGGCCAUCAAAGUGCUGCAACAACGCAAGAUGUAUGAGUCUCAAAAGGAUCAGCUCCAACAGCAAAGCUGGAAUAUGGAGCAAGCUGGAAUGAUGCAGGACAACCUGAAGAACACAAUGGCCACGGUGGAUGCAAUGAAGACGACACAAAAGGAGCUACGGAAGCAAUACGGCAAAAUCAACAUCGAUAAAAUAGAGCGUUUGCAGGACGAGAUGGCGGAGCUUAUGGACAUGGGAAACGACAUCCAGGAGAGCAUCAGCAGGAGCUAUGACGUCCCGGAAGACGUCGACGAGGCAGAACUCGAUGCCGAGCUUGAGGCGCUGGGAGAGGAGGUUGGCGCGGAUAUGAGUUACGAGGGUAGCAUGCCAAGUUACCUGUCAGAGACUGCAGCACCUCCGACCUUUGUGGAUGAAGCGCCCGAGCCUAGCAAGCAAAAGCAAGCAGCACAGUGA